AUGUAUUUUCUUCUGAGAGUCAUUUCUUACAUCUUGGCGGUUUUACAAUUUCUCAGGACAAAGUUGAGCAGCCUUAAAUCGACCGAAACGGCCACAUCCUGCCCGUUAGCCAUUGUAGGGGUGGGGCUGAGGCUUCCCGGUGGAGUCAAAACCGACUCUGAAUUCUGGGAUCUUCUCGUCAACAAACGGUGUGCUCGAAGGGAACUGCCGCCAGAUCGGUACAACAUUAAUGGAUUCUAUAGCGAGUCGGGCCAAAGGGGAUCCGUGUGUUGCAAGUAUGCUUAUUGCCUGGAUGAAGAUAUUAGCAAAUUCGACGCGGAGUUUUUCAACAUCUCCCCUGUCGAGCUGGCCAGGAUGGACCCACAGCAACGUCUCCUAUUGAAGGUAGUCUGGGAAUGUAUGGAGAGCGGAGGUCAGGUCGCAUGGCAGGGAAGGGAUAUUGGGUGUUUUGUCGGGGUCUUUGGGGAAGACUGGCUAGAUAUGACCCGCAAGGAUUAUCAGAAUUUGGGUCAGGGUCGGGUUGGCGGCACGGGUGACUUUGCUCUUGCCAAUCGAGUUUCAUACCAUUACGAUCUCACGGGGCCCAGCUGCACAGUUCGAACGGCCUGCUCCUCAUCUCUUGUCGGUCUCGACAUGGCCCAGCGUGCCAUUGCAACAGGGGAGUGCUCCUCCGCGAUCGUGGCAGGUACUAGCCUCCUUCUUACGCCAACUUAUACAAUUGCCAUGACCGAGGAAGGAGCACUGUCUCCAGACGGAAAAUGUAAAACGUUCGACGCUUCUGCAAACGGAUACGCUCGCGGGGAGGCAAUUAACGCUAUCUACGUAAAGAAGCUUGAGGAUGCCAUUCGCGACAAUGAUCCAAUCCGGGGAGUGAUCCGGGGGACGGGUACGAACAGUGAUGGAAAAACUGCAGGGCUAUCCACACCCAGCGCUGAAGCCCAGGCAGCACUCAUUCAAGAGACUUAUGAGCAGGCAGGAAUCUCAGACACUUCGCAGACAGCAUAUAUCGAGGCUCAUGGUACAGGAACAUCUGUUGGAGACCGAACUGAGGCUGCUGGGAUUGCCAAAGUGUUUGGUGAAAAGGGUAUCAUUAUGGGAGCGGUGAAACCCAAUUUGGGUCAUUCAGAGGGUGCUUCUGGACUUACUGGCCUAAUCAAAGCUGUGCUUGCUCUCGAACACAAACAAAUCCCGCCAAACAUUAACUUCUCCAGACCUAAUCCAGGCAUACCCUUUGAGGAAGCCCGACUCAAAGUGCCCACAGAGACGCUGCCCUGGCCAGUGAACCGCAUGGAAAGGGUCAGUGUCAACUCCUUCGGUAUUGGAGGCGUGAACGCACACACUAUUGUCGAAGCAGCCCCGUCCAACGUUCGUGGUUUGAAGAGGAAUAAAGACUGCAAAAGGCGGUCUUAUGUUCAUGUUGUUUCUGCCGACAGUAUGGAAUCACUUGCAGACCGGCUUCACGCAACGAAGGAAUAUCUGGCUAACAGGCGAGUGCCCACAAUUGAUGUCGCAUACACACUUGGUCAACGUCGAGAUCACAUGGUCUGUCGAGGCUUUGUCACUAGUGACGACCAUGGUCAACCUGCCGUGUCGGAUACGCGCAGAACCCCUGCGAAGGACCAACCCCUAGCCUUUGUCUUCAACGGACAAGGUGCGCAGUGGGCGGGUAUGGCUUCCGAGCUUCUGUGGGCUUUUCCUUCCUUUCGCAGCAGCAUAGAAAAAAUGGAUAUGGCCUUGAGGGUCUUAGAAGAUUCUCCAUCGUGGACGAUCUUAGACUGUCUUGCAGAUGCAGCUUUCGCAUUCUGGACCAACAAAGCAGAGUUUGUACAGCCUCUGUGCACUGCACUUCAGAUCGCACUUGUGGACCUAUUGGCUGCGUGGAACAUUAAGCCAGCUACGGUAGUGGGCCAUUCCAGUGGAGAAAUAGCUGCAGCUUAUGCGAUGGGAAGCUUGACAGCCGAAGAAGCAAUCACAAUUGCUUUCUACCGCGGGAAAUUUGCCAGUUCGCUCCAGAUUGAAGGGGCCAUGGCUGCCAUCGGUCUGAGCCCACAGGAGGUUGAAGAGUUCCUGGUGGAGGGGGCAGUCAUUGCCUGUGAGAAUAGCCCUCACAGUGUGACCAUCUCCGGCGAUGUGGAGAAGGUAGAGGCAGUGGGUCACAAGAUCAAUCUUGCGCGGCCGGAAGCCUUCUAUAGGCGUCUACAGGUCAAUAUUGCGUAUCACUCCCAUCACAUGAAAGCUAUUGGAGAGGCAUACAGAACCAUUCUCGAGAAACUUGUUGGAACUCAUCCACCCCUUCCAUAUUCCACAGUGAGCGUAGAUUCUCAGUCAGGUCUGCCUCAAUUGGACGCCGCGUACUGGCAGAGGAACCUAGAGUCUCCUGUGCGCUUCUGCUCUGCGGUUCAGUCCUUACUAAAACGUGAAGAAGGUGCCGUCUUCGUCGAGAUCGGGCCGCACUCAACACUUGCCGGGCCCCUCCGGCAGAUCUUUUCAUCUAACCGACCCCAGUCUAUUGUUACGUACAUUCCCACACUUGUAAGAGGAAAGAGCUUGGUUAGCAGUAUGAUGGCUACUGCGGGCCAUAUCUUUACUCUUGGAGUAGACGUCAACCUUGGCCUUGUCAACGGGACCGAGGACGAGACGGUUCUCACUGACCUUCCCCUAUACUCGUGGCAGGAACGCACCGCAUACUGGGAAGAAAGCAGAGUCACGAAGAGGUGGAGGUUCCGGACCUUCCCCAAUCAUGAGCUUCUGGGGUCACCGGUGCUCGAAGCCAGCGAUUUGGAGCCUGCAUGGAGAAACAUCCUUCAACUGGAGGAUGUACCGUGGUUGGAGGACCACCGGGUUGGUGGUGAUAUUGUCUUCCCAGGUGCCGGAUAUAUCGCUAUGGUGGGAGAAGCUGUUCGAAGGGUUACUGGAAUCCAUGAGUAUACAAUUCAUCGGCUGCAUAUGAAUAAUGCUUUGCUACUUCAUGCAGGGAACCCGGUGGAGCUUAUAACCAAUCUCAGACCAGGAAGGAUCACGAGCGUGUCAGACUCAGCGGCUUUUGAGUUCACGAUCUCCUCGUUCACCAAUAACCACUGGACGAAGCAUUGUACUGGGUUUGCCAGGGCCGGUCGAUGGACACAAAACACCAUCAGCCGUCUUAUGGAUGCUUUGCCUCGAAGAGUCAACCCGACCGUCUGGUACCGCGCCCUUUCCGCGCUUGGCUUGACAUACGGCCCAACCUUCCAGGGCCUAGAAGACAUUACAGUGGAUCCGACAGGGGGUAAUGCAACAGCCACGGCGGAUGGAAACUUUUCGCAUAGCGAGUCGUUCUACCACAUCCAUCCCACCAUCAUCGACCAGUGUCUGCAGCUAAUGAUCUUGGCCAAGUGCGGUGGCAAGCCACGGAAGAUUGGGCGGCCAGUGGUACCAAAGGCAAUGACCGAGCUUCAAAUUGCACCAGUGAGCCAGGCUCUUCGAAUUCAAGUAUCAGUUGGUGCAGCAGAUGGCGACGUACUUGACGGUCGCAUAAUGGCAUUCUCAAAUGGGCAACCUGCUCUCCAGAUGGAGGGCUGCACAUUCAGUAGUCUGGACGUGCAGGAGAAAGUUGAUGAUCUUGCGGCGGCGCAGAUGAGGUGGGCUCCUCACAUUGAUCUGGUGCGGCAUCAGGAUCUUUUCGAGGUGAUGUCUAGCAAAGAUGCUGUUGUUCUGCUUGAGCAACUUACUGUUCUUUGCGUCCAUGAAGCUUGCGACAGGCUCCGAUUUACAGCCGUCGAGGUCGAGCACUUCACCCGCUACAAAAGCUGGCUGGAGACGGAAACGACCCGCCUUGCCAAUGGCGAGUACGACCAUAUCAUCCCCGAGGCCUCUCAAUGGUCAACAUUGGAUCCGCGACAACGAGGUUUAUUAAUUAAGGCAAGAUCCGUGGAAGCCUUGUAUAAUGAGCAAUCAGCGCCACUGAGCUUGGCUAUCGAAUCGAUAUUGGAGAAUAUUGAAGGUCUGGCUAAAGGCGAAGUUCAACCGCUGGAGCUCCUGACAAAGAAUAAUGUGCUGUCAAACAUAUACACUGCGAAGAAUCAGAUGGACUCGUUCUUCGCGACCAUAGGCCAUACCAGACCUACAAUCAAAGUCCUUGAGAUCGGCGCAGGCACUGGCAGCACGACGGCGAGGGCCCUCAGGUCGCUUGUUACUGAUGACGCGGUGCGAAUGUACUCACAGUAUACAUUUACAGAUAUUUCACCUGGCUUCUUUGCUACGGCAAAGGAACAGUUUCAGAAUUACGAGCAGGUGGAUUUCCGUGUUCUCGAUAUUACCAAGGAUAUCGAGGAGCAAGGCUUUUCACCUCACAGCUUUGACUUGAUCAUCGCUGACAAUGUCCUACAUGCAACCCCCUCACUUCAUGCCACGCUUCGUAAUGUUCGACGGCUGCUUGCUCCCGGCGGUACACUUUUCCUACAAGAGCUAUGCACAGAGAUGCUUUUUAUAGGUUAUAUCAUGGGUACACUUCCCGGAUGGUGGUUGGGGAGCGAAGAUGGACGCCAGACGAGGCCCUAUGUUCCCGUCCAGAGAUGGGACGAUGAACUACGGAAGGCCGGAUUUACGGGUGUCGACUCCGCGAUCUUCGAUGACGAGCAGCCCUACCAUGUCAAUGCCUACAUCAUUUCUUCUCCGGUGGCAGUCGAAUGGGAUGCUGCACGCACCCCAGUCACCCUUCUAUAUCGAUCCAAGAUCAGCGCCGCAGCGGGCAAUAUCGAACGAGUUUUGAUCAAGAAAGGUUACAGCGUGUCAUGGCAAAAGUUGGGAAAGGAUAUGCCAGCAGGGCAACUUGUAGUUUCGUUAUUGGAUCUAGAAGGCCCAUUUUUCCACGGAAUCGCUGGCGAGGACUGGAACGCCUUCGUUGCCUAUGUUACCUCGAGCGAGUUUGGGAGCAUGAUCUGGAUAACGAAGAACUGCCAAAUCCACUGCAAUGAUCCGCGCUAUUCAUUAGUGUUGGGAGUUGCGCGCAAUGUUCGAUUCGAGUUAUCUCUCGACCUUGUGACAGUAGAAGUUGAUGAGUUUUCUUCUCAAGAGGCAGCGGAGAGUCUGGAGAAGAUCAUCGCAAACUUCCGCGCCCAGAAAAACCGAGACGGCGCAGAUAUUGACCCGGAAUAUGCGAUCGUCGACGGAACAACACAGGUUCCUAGAUAUUUCCCAUAUUUUCCAAGCGAGCACGUGGAUGAUCCGGAAGAGGGCACUGGGAGGAAGCUAUGUAUUGACAAAAAAGGAUCGCUGAAUUCGCUGUCCUGGGCGCAGACCCACUCAAGGGAAUUGGACGAUUAUGAGAUUGAGAUUCGUUUGGAGGCUGUUGGACUUAACUUCAAGGACGUGCUUAUUGCAAUGGGCAUCAUCGGUGGAUCCAAGACCGCUCUAGGACUGGAAGGGUCAGGAACGGUUACCAGGACCGGACCUGGUGUGACCCGCGUCCAGGAAGGCGAUCGAGUGAUGACCGGGGCUUCAAAAGGAUGUUUCUCUAGCAGCGUGAUUACGACAGAGAGUCUCUGUGUUCGUAUUCCGGACAAUCUUAGUUUCGAAGACGCUGCCACCAUGCCGAGCGUGUUUUUAACCGCGAUCCAUUCGCUCAUUGAGCUUGCGAAGUUGCAAGCAGGAGAGACUAUUCUCAUCCAUUCAGCUUGUGGGGGCGUUGGCCAAGCCGCUAUCCAGAUCAGUCAAAUGACAGGCGCCGAGGUUUAUGCAACAGUUGGGAGCGAAGAGAAAGUCCAAUUUCUUACAGAAAACUUCGGGAUCCCCAGAUCUCAAAUAUACAAUUCACGAGACUCCAGCUUCGCAGAUAAGGUCCGGCACGAUACCGAUGGGAGAGGAGUGGACGUGGUGCUGAACUCGUUGUCUGGAGAGUUGCUCCACGCAUCCUGGCGGUGCGUUGCCAGCUUCGGAACAAUGGUAGAGCUAGGCAAGCGUGACUUUCUCGACUAUGGAAUGCUCAGCAUGAACGAGUUUGCAGACAACCGGAAUUUCUCCGGUGUCGAUCUAUCCGUGUUGAUCGACAGAAAGCCCCACGUGAUUCAAAGGUAUCUACAGCAAUGCGCAGACCUUCUCCAACAGGGUCAUCUGAAGCCGAUCUACCCCAACCACGUGUUCGAUGCUAUUGACGUGGUAAAGGCAUUCAGAUACAUGCAAGGUGGACAGCACAUUGGGAAGAUAGUAGUGAAAAUGCCAGAAGGCCCGGAGCAAUUACCCACAAAUAUUGCUCUUGAAUCUACACCACUUUUUGCUAGCGACAAGUCAUACCUCCUUGUCGGUGGCCUUGGUGGACUAGGUCGAGCUGUCUCAGCGUGGAUGAUAGAGAAUGGAGCCCGGCAUCUGGUUUAUCUUUCCCCUACUGCGCACACCAAGCCCAGGACGCAGGAGGUAUUCCGCGAACUCCAAGCAUUGGGUGGCAAUACAACGCUGGUUACAGGAACUGUCACGGACAUCGAGGACAUCAGGCGAGCAGUAGACCUUAGCCCUCGACCAAUCGCUGGUGUGCUACACAUGCCAAUGGUGUUACGGGACCGAUCUCUGGUGGACAUGACAAUAGAAGACUGGGAGGGAGCGACCGCACCCAAAGUACAGGGGGCGUGGAAUCUGCACACAGUCUUUGACCACAGCAUAGACCUGGACUUCUUCCUCCUCAUCAGUUCCAUUGUGGGCCAUCAAGGGAACUGGGGGCAGACCAACUACGCUGCUGGCGGCACAUUCCAAGAUGCCCUCACGCGUCAUCGCCGAGCGCUGGGACUGCCGGCAAAUGUGAUCGACGUCGGGGUCAUGGGUGAAGUUGGCUUUGUCAGUGAAGACCCCGCACUUUUCCAGAAGUUAAAGGGUGUGAACCUCUUACUCUCGGAGAGCGAGGUUCUGCAAUCUAUCCGGGUGGUUUUAAGUCAGCAGUGUGCCGCAAAGGCCGCAGGAGCCGAAUGCUCCGGUGGCAUCGCCGACCUCCUUGUCGGCUCCAUAUCCAAAACAAGGGGACUCAAUGGCCUUGCGAAGGACGAUGUCCGAGUGAGCGUACACCGGAAUCUUAGCACAUCUCGCAGCACCGCCCUAGUCUCGGGCGACAGUCCACUGAAACAAUUUCUCAACAGAGUAGCUGCGAACCCCGACAUCUUGAACGACGACUCAAGCCUCGAGAUUGUGACUGGUGAGAUUGUAAAUAUGGUUUGUUCAAUCAUGUCCCUGCGUAAGGAAGACAUGGAUGUCACCUCCUCGUUGACUGCCCUGGGUCUUGAUUCUUUAGUCAGUGUCGAGAUCCGCAGAUGGUGGCGGCAGAACCUCGGGCUCGAGAUCAGCGUGCUGCAAAUCACCUCCUUGGGUUCCGUCCAGCAGCUAGGUGUGCUGGCCAUUAAUUCACUUCGGGAGAAGUACCUAGGGGAUAAGGGGCAACUUCCUUCCGCAAAUAAGUGA
This is a messenger RNA of Aspergillus costaricaensis CBS 115574, 7416 nucleotides long. RefSeq names its product type I polyketide synthase. The record is from RefSeq and is a predicted model, not a curated record. The transcript is spliced from 15 exons. The coding region runs from base 1 to 7416 and encodes 2471 amino acids. Gene Ontology annotation, molecular function: oxidoreductase activity; fatty acid synthase activity; phosphopantetheine binding. Gene Ontology annotation, biological process: secondary metabolite biosynthetic process; fatty acid biosynthetic process. NCBI's taxonomy places the organism in Eukaryota, Fungi, Ascomycota, Eurotiomycetes, Eurotiales, Aspergillaceae.